AAAAACUUGAAACAAAUUAUAAAGCAUAAAAUUGUGUAACAUCUCCAAAAGGAGAAUAUGAAUUACUGCAAGGAAUUCUAGCGGAUGUUUACCUCAAUUUUUAAGGUCAGGUAAAUGUGUGUAGAGGCGGAGUUUUUUUUAUACCGUCUUAAUUGCAAAAGAAACCUGCGACAGUAAUAAGUAAAGGAGAGAAUAAAAUAAAUAACUUGAAACAGGGCCACCAACGUAAAAGGAAAAAGAAACCCGUACCAAUGCAAAGCACGGGGAAACAUCGUGCAUAAAAAGUAAAAUGAAUCAAAUGGUAUUGCCUUGUCUAGAUAAAGCGGGAAAUUUGUUUUCAGCAACUCAAGAAAACCCGAGGACACUAAAUAUUUAAAAGUCAUCAUAACUAUUGUAUAAAAUCUUAAUAUCUUUGCACAUAAAAAAAAUGCAUAUUAAUAAAAGGAAAAGAUAUCGCCUAGUGACAAUUAAAUUUUUUAUGGUCUCAGCGAUCCUUUUUUCAAUUUACCUCUUCAUAUCAUACUAUACGGUGUUCCAAAAUUCUAACAUGUCAGAGAAGAUCAAAGUUGAUGGUAGUAUCGCAAUAAACUUGCCCAAUGUUGUGAUGCAUUUGGAUUUGAAGGGGUUUCCGCCGAAGAUCAGCUACCUAAAGAGUCUACUGACCAAGCUUCAGGAACUCGGUGUAACUGGUUUCUUGAUUGAAUAUGAAGAUAUGUUUCCAUAUGAGGGAAGAUUAGUGAACCUGAGUGCGAAAUAUGCCUACAAGAAAACUGAGUUACAGAAAUUUCUGAAAACGGUUGCAAGUUUAGGCUUUGAUAUAAUUCCAUUGGUUCAAACGUUUGGUCAUAUGGAACAUGUCCUGAAGCUCAAAGAAUUUGCACAUUUGAGGGAGUUAUCACUUCAUUCCAACGUGAUCUGCCCUAGUAAACCUGAAAGUCGGAUGCUGAUCAGAAAUAUGUUGGAGCAGGUCAUAAAAUUUCAUCAGAAUAUUUUUCCGUUAAAAUAUUUCCACAUUGGAUCCGAUGAAGUCUAUCAUAUAAAUAAAUGCAGGCAAUGUUUGCAACGGAAUCUGACGAAGUCAAAAAUGUUUCUGGAUCACGUAAAAGCCACAGCUGACUUUGUAAAGAAAAUAAGCCCCAAGACUACAGUAUUAAUGUGGGAUGAUAUGUUACGCAAUUUCUCAAUAGAUGAAUGGAAGGAUGUUAAAAAUUUGAGUGUGGAUCCAGUCUAUUGGAGCUACGGAUCUAAGGAAAAAAUAUCGCAUAUAGCCAUGUAUCAGUAUCACAAGAAAUUUGAAAAUAUUUGGAUAGCGUCAGCAUUCAAAGGUGCAGAUGGAAGCACAGCGACGCUGCCCGAUCUUAAAGAACGUUUGUUGAAUCAUUUGAGUUGGAUGGUACUCAUACAAAAUUACAAAUUUGGUGGUGAACAGAACAAUUAUAGUUUCAAAGGUAUCAUUUUGACAGGAUGGUCACGGUACUCUCACACGUCUCCACCUUGUGAACUUUUACCUGUGUCAAUUCCGAGUUUAUUUCUUAACCUAUUGCUUAUCAAGAAGUUUAAGGAUGGGUACAGUUUAAUUGAAAGCAAUGAUCUUAGUGAUUUUUAUAACAGAAACAUGAUUAAUGAUAUAUCUCGUCAGUUGCGGUGUAGUAAAUUGCUUGAUAUCAAGGACCCAGAAGUAGAAAAAUGCAAUUUUGACGGUAACGAUCUCUACAAAACGAUUGCUCACUGUGAUGAGGUUACUGAGGACAUUGCAACAUCUAUAGAAGCCAUUAUUAAAAACUAUACAGAUUUUGAAUACAUCGAUCAAAAUAUCAAAUGGUAUAACAAGCAUUUGAAUGAUUUGUUCUUAUUAGAAAAACGAAUGAUGAAAAAACUGUCUGCUUAUUAUGAUAGAAACUAUGUUACAGAGUAUGUGAAUUAUAAAUUAAGAGCUUCAAAAGGAAUGCUGUUUAAGUUUUUAAGAUUAAACUCGAUAUUUAUGUAAAGUUCCGGAUGCUGUAGAGUAAGUCCAUUCACUGUAAGUGGAAGGAUCAAUAUGGGGUAUGAGAUGGGAUACUUAAACAAAAAUCCCACUACUAGAAGAUAUUUUUUUUUCAU
This is a messenger RNA of Pararge aegeria (speckled wood butterfly), 2100 nucleotides long. Its product is annotated as hexosaminidase D-like. NCBI's taxonomy places the organism in Eukaryota, Metazoa, Arthropoda, Insecta, Lepidoptera, Nymphalidae. The transcript has 4 exons. Gene Ontology annotation, molecular function: hexosaminidase activity. Gene Ontology annotation, biological process: carbohydrate metabolic process. The record is from RefSeq and is a predicted model, not a curated record. Bases 428 to 1987 code for a protein of 519 amino acids.